AUGCCAUUCAUAGGCUCAAAUAUAUCAGCUAUUCGUGUUUCAGACAAAGAAAACGGAAUGGAAGAAGAGACUGAUGGACACGAGAACUCUAGUGACGAAGAUCAAAGUGUUCAACGACAGCAGUUACCCCCUCGUAAAAAAGCUAAACGCCGGAAUGUAUAUGAUCCUGAGCAAGAUAAAAAUGAAAAGCGAACGAUAAGAAAAGAGUAUAGAAAUCUAAUCACUUCCACUGAAGAAAAUCGACAAGAUUAUAUAAAAGCUGAUUCCAAUGGACUAUCAGAGACUUUAGCGAAAGCAAAUAAUUUAUACAAGAAAGUGAGAAACACGCAUGAGGCAAUCCUUGACUCUCGUAUUUUGGUCCUUUCAGGAGAUUUAAGUGUCCAAAAAGCGCGUCGUAUGAAGGUUGACAGCAACGCUUUUGACACGGAUGAUUAUAUUGCUAAAUUGGUAAAUUUUAUGGGAGGAGAACAACAGACACGUGGAGAGGAAGAUGAUGGUCACUUAGACUGGUUAGGUCUUGGUAAGGUUGCUGCACGACAUACCAAUCGUGUCCCAUCAGUGGACUUUAUGCUUGGCCCACUAUCAAUCGAACAAAAAGAAAGAGUAAAGGGAAAAGCAUCCGCACGAAUAGAAAAAGAUGAAAAGGAUCUCAAAACUCCUAUAAGUAUGAAAGAACGAGAUAUCGAAAGACAGGAGAAUGAAACGACGCGAAAUGUCAAAAUGCUUGCUGAUGUAAUUCAAGAAAAACAGCCAAUAAAUUUUAUUGAAUUAAUAAUAAAUCCUGAAUCAUUCAGUCAGACGGUAGAAAAUAUGUUUUAUUUAUCAUUUCUGGUGCGCGAUGGUCAAGUUAGUAUAGAAGAUGAGGACGGACAGCCAGUUUUAUCACGAUGUGAAUCGGCAACUGCUGAAGACUACGAGAACGGGCUGAUCAAAAAGCAAGUUGUCUUGGAGAUGGAUAUGGCUCUUUGGAAACAACUCGUUGAAAUAUAUGAUAUCAAAAAAAGUGUUAUUCCCACAAGAGAAAAGAAAGAAUAUACAGUUGGAAAGUGGUAUGGUUAA
This is a messenger RNA of Ambispora gerdemannii, 1059 nucleotides long. The record is from the annotation of a GenBank genome assembly. NCBI's taxonomy places the organism in Eukaryota, Fungi, Glomeromycota, Glomeromycetes, Archaeosporales, Ambisporaceae.